Messenger RNA from Daktulosphaira vitifoliae (grape phylloxera), 1574 nucleotides. RefSeq names its product protein ABHD18. The transcript has 12 exons. The record is from RefSeq and is a predicted model, not a curated record. Bases 1 to 1461 code for a protein of 486 amino acids. NCBI's taxonomy places the organism in Eukaryota, Metazoa, Arthropoda, Insecta, Hemiptera, Phylloxeridae.
AUGCCAAACCAAUCUGUAUAUGCUUAUAAAAUUGUUCCGAAUAACUUAAUUAAGUGUCAUACUAACUUUCAUUUAAAUGUUACAUGGUUAAUUGUUAAAAGUUUAAAAAAAUUACUUCUAUCUAAGUAUUUUGUUGAUGGAUGGGGUGAUCCAGAUAAAUUGAAAAGAUUAUUUGAAUUCAGAAAACUGAUAGUUAACCGUGAUUCAUGUUAUAAGUUAGUGCCUCCUAAUUACCCUGUUGAAAUUGUUAAGAAAAAUGAAGAUACAGACUCUAUAACUUUCGAGGGAGUUUUUCAGUCACCAUUUUCUUUUUAUCUUCCAAAAAUUGUACCAAUUGAAAGUCAUUUAGCUCAUUUUCAACUUUUGCUUCCCAAAAAAUGGCCUUCCAAAGGCAUAAAACCAGUAUGUUUACAUAUGGCAGGCACAGGCGACCAGAAUUAUUGGCGAAGAAGAACUAUUUUAGCGAAACCACUUUUAAAAGAAGCUGGAAUAGGAUCAAUCAUUUUAGAAAAUCCUUUUUAUGGAAAAAGAAAGCCAAUUAAUCAAGUAAGAUCUAUAUUAUGUAAUGUUUCUGAUAUUUUUGUGAUGGGUGCUUGUCUUAUAUUGGAAUCUCUCGUGUUAUUUCAUUGGUGUGAACGAGAAGGUUUUGGACCUCUUGGAGUUACUGGUUUAUCGAUGGGUGGACAUAUGUCAUCUCUAGCUGCCGCAAGUUGGCCAAAACCCAUCGUAGUUGUACCGUGUUUAUCUGGUACAACAGCAUCUGGUGUAUUCACUGAGGGUGCUAUAAGCUGUGCAAUUGAUUGGAAUUUACUUGAACAACAAUAUAAAUCCAAUAAAACAUAUGAAAAUGAAGUUGCAAAUUUAGAUGUCGAUUUUGAUAGCUUAAAAAGAGAAUUUUAUGCCGGAAAAAAAUUCGUGAAAGAUAUGAAUUAUAGUAGUUACAAUGUAUCCUCAAACACUCAAUCAAAUUCAAGUCUUGAAAAUUUGGAAAAAUUGAAUAACUCUUCACAACUAUUUUCAACGAAUCAACCGAAAGAAAGAACUAAGUUGUCAAUUUUUCAUAAUCUAAAUAAUAUUGCAGUUAGUAAAAAUAUCAAAAAUGAAGUUAAAAAAGAUGUUAAACGAGUUGAAAAUUUGAUGAAAUAUUUUUAUCAUAGUUCAAAAACUGAAGAUUUAAACUUGAAAGCUUUAAGUUUUAUGAAGGGUAUAAUGGAUGAAUGUACUCACUUGAGAAAUUUUAAUAGACCAGCUGAUAUGGACUUAGUUAUAGCAAUUUGUGCAAAAAAAGAUGGUUAUGUUCCUCUAGAAAGUAUGGCUAAAUUAGAAGAUAUUUGGCCGGGAGCUGAUGUGAGAUAUGUUGAUACUGGCCAUGUCGCAGCUUUUUUAUUGCACAGAAACACAUUUAAGAAUGCAAUCAUUGAAGGAUUUAGCAGAGCUCAAAAUAAAUAUUAUAGUGAAUAAUUUUAAUUAUAAUCUAAGAAUUAUAUUUGUACAAAUUCUAUGAAUAAAUUAAUAUUUUGUAUUUAUUUCAUUAUUAUUGAAUCAAAUAAAUUUGAAUAUUUAAAUGUUCCAAA